AAGAGAAAACCAAAAUUACUUGUAGCGCAAGGAAGAGAAAAAUUCAAACAGCAACAAAUCUUUUGUUUUUUCCAUUCACCAUUCAUUCCUUCACUGCCUUCAAUACUUCAAUAGUCUCUUUAGUGAGGUUUCUUGGAAAGCAAGAUUCUUCUAAUUUCUUUCAAACUUCCAUUGGAUCCACGACCCAAUUUCUUACAAACCUUCCUUUUUCAUUGGGUGGACCCACACAGAAAAAUACACAAGUGCGCAUUGAAAGCAGUAACUUGCGCGAGAAGAAAAUAACGGUUGCGCCCCGACCCGACGAAGAUCAGAAGAAGAAAAAGAGAUUCAACAAACUUGCUCUAAUUUUUGCUGAUAUUUCACUCUUGAAAAAGUGGUGAAAACAACAUUUGGAAUCAAGAACAUGGAGCAAGAGAAUUCUCAAACUAUUUCCGGUACUACUUCUCAUGAUAGCAUAGUGGAUCUUUCUUGCCACUAUCAGUUUGAAAAUGGGUCAUCUCAGUUUCUGUUUUUAGAUUUUGAUCACAGUGAAAAAAAUGGAACUUUCCUUAACCAUUCCUUAAGCUUCUCUGUUGAGAGCUUUGUUCAAACACUUGCUUCAUGCAAUGGCUUAAUCCUCUUAUCUGGUUAUGUCACUGAUCAAUCCUGUUACUAUGUGGUAAAUCCUCUUACAAAAGAUUCGAUCACGAUCCCUCAACCUUGUAUUCAAGAACAUGUUAUUAGAGUUGGUUUAGCUUCCAAUGAUUAUAACCAAUUUAAGAUUGUUCUUCUUGAAGCAAAAUCUUCCCAAUUGAUGGAUGGAAAUGGACUAGAGUUUCAUAUAUUCUCUUCUGACACAAGCGAAUGGAGUAAGGUAAACCAUUUCGUCGAUUUAACUUUCCCUCCUUUGCCAGAAUUCGAGUUUAAGGAACUAUCUACGCAACCUCUUUAUUCAAAUGGUUCUAUCCAUUGGGAGAUUGAUGGAAACUUAUUGGUGUAUCACGUCGAAGAAGACAACUGUGAACUAAUUGAACUGCCGAAUUUUUCCAAAGACUGGGCAUGGCAAUCGACGAUGAUGUAUCGCCGAUGUUUUUGCGAAUCGAGCGGCUGUGUUUACUAUUGUUACACUGAUUUUGAUGGUUUUCACGUUUGGGAACUUCUUAAGGAGGAUUACGAUCUCGGGCCAUUCUCUGAUUCCGAAACAUUUAGGUGGAAAUUAGUCCAUACUGUCAUGCAUGAGAGUUUUGCCUCAACGCAUCACGAAUUUCGCGACACAUUGUUCGAAUGGGAGCCGCUUACACCGAUUGCUUAUUCCAAACAAGCACAGACUAUAUAUUUGCAGAUUCCAGGCGCUGUUGUUGGUUAUAAUUUUGAUACAGAAAAUUUGAGGUUAAUCUGUAGAUAUUCAUAUCCAGAUAUGAACUUCAACUGUUGCACAUUUCUGUGUUCAACUAGUUUUGUGACUCAUAAUGUGCCUAGAGAAAAAGACUUGGUGAGUGAUGGAGAAACAAUGGAGCUGAUUUUACCAAUAGCAGAUGUUGAGAUUUUGUUUGUUUAGAUUAAGUUUUGGCUAUUCUGUUGUGAAUAGAAUGCAUUUUAUGCUACUAGCUAUUUUCACAUUUUAUUUGUUUAACAGUUGUGGAAACUUGUUUGGAACUUUGUCAUUAGACAAUAUCAUAUUUUUGUUUUGAAAUGUUGAAA
Messenger RNA from Lathyrus oleraceus (garden pea), 1680 nucleotides. RefSeq lists its product as uncharacterized. The record is from RefSeq and is a predicted model, not a curated record. The transcript is spliced from 2 exons. Bases 404 to 1537 code for a protein of 377 amino acids. NCBI's taxonomy places the organism in Eukaryota, Viridiplantae, Streptophyta, Magnoliopsida, Fabales, Fabaceae.